UUCAUAUCAGUUGAGUGCUAGAUUUCAUACAGUGCAGAAGUGUUUUUACAAUUUUGUCUCGUUAAACAAUAUUGACUGGUAAAUAAUUGCACAAUUUUUGGAAAAAAGAUUUUCCGUGACAACUCAAUUAAAAUUUUGGACAGUGAUGGUUGUUUCGAAAAACAUUUUUUUGGAAAAUUUGACCUUUGGAUAACUGGAUGCACUGGCCCUUUAAAAAGUCAAAAUAAGAAAAUUGUCACACACAACAAAAUUUUAUUGAACUCGUACACGUAUUCCAUUCAUCGUUUGACUGUGUGCGUAUGCCGACAUCAAAUUUCGCUGUGUAUUUACGUUCAAAGAUAAUACGGAAUUUCGUAGUGUCAGUGCUUUUUUGGAAGAAAAUAUUGAAUAAAAUUGUGUAACGUGGUUCUGCUUUCAUAACAUACACAGCGUAUAAAUUUUAUAUCGCGAAGUGAAAAUUUAAGACACGAAGAUACGUUUACCAUUCGAAUAAUCGUGUGUCGGUAAUAUUCGGCCUGUUCGGAUUUCUGUUGUUUGAGUCGAUGCUGAUGUGAAUAAAAAAUUUCUUCUCUCUUUAGACGGUUUUAUACACAUUUAUUAUGAUGGAAUGAAAUCGGGAAACUUUCUCGUGUGAAUGGUGUGGAUUUGAAUAACGACAUUAGCAUUCAGCAUGUUCUAAAUAAUAAAACAAUUUUUUUUUGGUUCGUUAAUGGUAAACAAGUACUGACAGGCUAUGUCUGAAUUUGCCAUUCCUACCGGCAAAGCUCCAAGGUCAUCAUCAAGCCGCCGUCUAAAAGUAUCAAGUUUAAACGAUGUGCUCACUUGUCCGCUUUGCCACGGAUAUCUCAUCGAACCGACAACGAUAAACAACUGUUUUCAUUCGUUUUGCCGAUCAUGCAUCAUCAAGCAUCUCGAGAAAUAUCCAUAUUCGAACUGUCCAUCUUGUAGGUCUAAUAAACCAGUCAAUUUGUCCCAUUUAAGAUCGGACACCCAACUAAAAUCAAUCGUCUACAAAUUAGUACCCGGUCUGUAUCAGGCCGAACGUAAAAGGUUACAACAACAUCAACAGAAAGCUGCAAGUCAUCUAAAUUCUCAAUUAAUAAAUUCAAAAUUUCACACACCACAACAACAGCCAUUAGAUUCGACCGCAGAGAAUAACAGUAGACGAACUGAUGAUACAACUUAUAGCGGCGAUGUGAAAAUUGAUGAUGUCGAUUUUUUCUCGGCUGAUGAACCGAUAAGUCUGUCACUUCAAUACCAUCCGGAAUCGUUGAAAGGCCAAGCUAUACAGUCAUCGCCUCCAAUAAGAUACCUUCAAUGCCCAGCAGCUGUUACCAUUCGUCACCUUCAGCGGUUCUUAUCUUCAAAGUAUAAUUUAAACAUUGACAAACCCAAUGUCGAUAUACAAAUUAUUUAUGAGGAUGAAGUGUUGCCCAUGGGAUUUAAUUUGAUGGAUGUGGCGUACUGCUACCAAUGGAAGAGGCUCCAGCCAAUGAAAUUCUUCUAUCAAAUAUUGAUAACCCCGUCAAUACCGGCUAAUCCAUCCGGUACCAUUCAAUUAACAACACCCAGUUCAACCGAACAAUCUUCGAAACAGUUGGAAUCGACAACGACUUCAAGUCAACUAUCUAAAUCAAACAUAAACGCAGUCUCAGAGCCGAAGAAAGAAACUCCAACACAACCGAAAUCUGAUUCGAAACAAGUUCGCCUUACGACUUCAUCCAGUGCAUCAGCAAUAAACAGUGUGACGGAUCGUAAAGGUUCUUCCCAAAUUGAAAACAGUAAAAAUAAAGUGGAUGUGUCCUCACCGAAAGAUCAAAAAGUGUCUAAAACGUCGUCGUGGAACUUCAAAAGUUUACGUAGCAACGACAUAAAGUGUAAUGACUUUGUUGAGGCAAAAAACGAUAAUUUGAAAUCUAAUAGAAGUGGAACGGUUACGGCUAGUGAUUUAUUAAAGCAACAGAAAUCCAAACCAAACAAUAUCAAAGAUAAUACAACAAAAAUAAUCCCAGAGACUGUAACGUCGUCGAAUUCAAACAAUCAUUGUAAUAAUGAUGAUGUGUUCUCAAGUAUGAAAAAGCAACAACAACAACAAAAGCAUCAAGACGACGCACGAAAAAAUGAACAUUUUAAAAUUAACAUAAAUAAGAAGAUAAAAGAAGGCAUUGGUAAACAAUAUGCACAAAAGAAUGAUAUUAACAGUCCAAAUAUUGUGGUUAGCAUUCCACAGAGUCGUCGUGUAUCACUAAGUGACGAUGAUUUUGAGAAUUUAUCUUUGGCCACCCUCAAGACGGCUAACAAGAAAAUGAAAUCGACUAAUUUGAAGCAAAGUGUUAGUGUUGAUGAAUCGAUGUUGAACCGUCGACACGACGAUCAUAAGCCGGAUAUUCCAAAGCUGAAAAUUGAACUAUCUAGUUUGAAGGCGAAGAUAUCGUUAAGUAAAUCAAAGUCAGUGUGUGCAGAAGUUAGUCGAUCGACUGAACUGAAACGUGACACCAUCUAUCCAACUCAAGUUGAUUUGACAGAGUACGCUAAAAAUAUUGGCUUAAAACCAAUUUCCCGCGACGAGGUGGAGAAGAAGUCAGACAGUUCAUAUGAAAGUGGAAGCUCGCAUAAAAAACGGAAGAAAAGUGGGAAACACUCUAAAGAACCAGGAAGUAAGAGACGUAAAUUUCAUGCCGAAAUUUCGUCUCAAGAAGAAGGUAAACUUAAAGUGAAAAUAACCGGUAACAAGUUCAGCAAACAUGAACGAAAAAAUAGUAGUAAUAGCAGUAGCGACGAUAACAACACAUCGGCAAGACAUUUAACCGAUGCCUCUGAAGAAAAGAUAAAUAGCGAGAAGGAGAAAUUGUCGGAGCUACGAAAAGUUAGGCACAAGCCAACCCUUAAAUUAGUGAACAGUCAUGGAACGAUAACGACAACAUUCAGCAGUAUAGAUCAACCGGCCGAUGAGACCAAAAAUCAAACAGUUCAUCCUACAACGCCCGCAGUUACUGUGCCAAUGUCAACAUCCUUUACGUUCGCCAAGCCGAAAGUUGCACUAACUGACGUUCGACCGAAACCAGCCGCAGUCAAAACAUAUCUGUCGGGACAGAAAUUUCCUUCUAAAACCAUUCCACCACCCAUCCGGCCGUUAGCAAAUCCACGAGUAUUUAGUCCACCACAUGUUCCUAACUAUCCAAAUUUUGUUAUGCCUCAACCAAAGAACAUAAGUAGUCCAUCUGGUCCAUUUCCUAUAAAUAGGCCAACCAAUGCUCCACUCAAACGAUCAUAUAGCACCGAUAGCACACAAUUGCCUAAACAAUUAAAAUUGGAACCAAUUUCUCGAAAAAUGAGCAUUCCCGACCUGAUUCAGGCAACACCUAUCCGAAUUUCACCGAAACCUGUUGAGACAACUGUUACAAAACCGUUGGAACCGUACUACAACUCAGCAAUGAGUUCCACAUACACUCACGAAAUUACAACCAAAAAGCCUACUCCAAUUCUACUACCUCCAUCAUCAAUCAGUGUAACUAAAAUGUCCGAUACGCCAAAACCAAUCGAAACAAAUAAUCUCAACAAUCGACCGGCUUUGGAAAUCGUAAGAAUAUCACCGACAGCACCCACAGCUGAUCAACAACAUCAUCAGCAGAUGAACGAGCAAAAAAAUCAAUUGAAAUCAAUUUCCCCGAAGGCAACCAGACCGCCACCAUCCACCAUACCUUUGGUGAAAAUUCGCAAUGCAAAUAAUUUGUCACUGAACAACAUCGCCAUGCAACGUAAAAUUGCCGCGAAUUCUGGAAUUGUGACUUCUUUGAAGUCAAAGCCAAAUGUCCCAGAGAAAAAAGAUGACGGUGCCAAUAGAUCAACGAACCUGACUGACAUCGUUAAACCAUUGGAUUUAUCGGGACGAACUGAUGUUGCUUCAGUACCAGAACGAAAGGUGCCACCAUUAUCACCAUCAUCUGGCAUUCCGAAGCAACCGCAAAGAUCAGCAAAUGAUUCUCAAAAAUUGAUUGAAAGUGUAACCAGCACACAAGAUAAUAUGAAUGGUAAGAAGCCGAUAGCUAGCGAAAAAAGUGACGUGAAAACAGAAGUGUCCAUUAAUACACCUCAGAGCACUCACAUAAACAGUGCCGACAAAAAGGACAACAAAGUUCAAUCCAAAUUAAAUUCAUCAACGGAAAGCAAGCCUAAUUCCACUAUGAACACCGCUCAACUUAUUAGCACAUUACGUCAGAUGUCAUCGAUGCCAAAACUAAAUGAAAUUAAUAAAAUGCGAACACAAACAGUACGCCAACAGAAUGCAUCCGUACGCAAUAUACCAAACCCAUCAGCACUAGCAUUUCGCAAUCAAGUAAUGACGCAGAAAACUGUGGAAAAACAACCAACGUCAUCAGCAUCAACCCCAGCGGCAUCAAUCAACAAUCCAACGUUAACCAUGAAUUCUACCUCCACUACAACUACAUCCUCAUCGACAUCGUAUGCACAAAAUAAUACACUCGUAACGUCGUCGACUUGCGCCCCAAACCAAGUCAAGCCAAAUACUACGCUACAAACUAGUUCGAAUGCAACAAGUACCUUAUCAAAUAAUGCUGUUGUGAGCGUGAAACCAGCUACCCCAUCAUCAACUGCUAUAUCGACAGCAUCAACAGCAACAACAAAAAAUUCAACCCCAAAUACUCAGUCGAAACAAAUAACAAUAUCCAAACAACCAAAUCUUUCAUCGUCAACUAAUAAUGAUGUGAAUAAUGCCAAGUUGAUAGCAGCGAAAAAGAAUUUGCAAAUUGAAAAAGUUGUUGCUACACUUCGGGCAGCCGCUAGUGAAAAUAGUUCGACGAACAGUAAAAUUUCAACGGUAGCGUGAACUUAAAUUAAAUUUUUUUUUUCGUAAUAUUUGCAAACAACAUUCGACAGUAAACAAAAGCUAUUUUAAAUUACGCGAUUGCGAGUUGUUACGUAACCAUGAUAGAGUUUAUUUGACAUUGUGCUGGCAUUUGGAAAUUGUUAUAUGUUUUGGAAUGAACGUAUUUUAUUAUAGAUGCGAUGUAUAAGCGGAUUGGACGGAAAAAAAGGAACGAGAAAAACAUGCUUAUUGGUCCGGUUAUUAUUUUUAUAUUUAUUACACGGCGUGUUUUUUUGUAUUCUGCAUAAAUUUAUGACCAUUAAAAAAAGAACUUUUAUUGUAAAAAGAGGAUAAUAUAAUUAACAUGUGGAUGGGGAAUAUUAUAAUCUGAUAUGGAUAUCAAAAUACUUAGUUAAUUGAAAAGGAAACGUGAAAAAGAAAAAAAAAGAAGAAGUUGCAUUCAGUUUCUCUUUUAAAGGGGAACAUAUUACUAAAUUGAAAACUUGCAUCUAAAGAAAAUAAUUAGUUUUAAUUGAAAUGAGUUAAAAACUGAGCUAUAAAAAGUUAUAUUUAAAAUAAUUGAAGUAAAAAUAUUAAUAAAUCAUCAUUAACUAUACUUUACGUACACACAUAUUUAAUCAAAAUUAAAUUACUUUGUGUAGCGUGUGUUGUUAUAGUUUAUGCUACUGAAUGAAUACAUUUAUUUACACGUAACUGCAGUCCCAUUUUACUAGUUGUUUUUGACUAAUGAUAAGUAAUGAUAGUGAUCAACUAGCUGCGGACUCACUUUCACUGUGUUUGUGUCAUAGCAGAUCUAUUUUUAUUAUUUACGAUAGAGUGGGUGGGGCACUGGAUAUAUUUAAUACACAAUACUGAUGACAAUAUUAAUUCGAAAUUGCAAUCUCUAUGUGUCCGCGAAUCAAAUAAAACUAUUAUAUUUUCGAAACCUUCAAAAAAAAAAUUUUUUUCUAGGACAAAUUCCUCUUGCUCACAAAAAGAAUUUCAAUCAAAUUGUUAUUCAACCGAAGCGUCCAUCAAUGUCGAAUUAUUGAGACCUUAUUCGGAAUAUAAUUAUAUGGUCGUUGUACACUAAAAUUUUAGAGACAUUGUUCGCGUUGUAUACACACUUUUUUAUUGAUAUUUGAGAAUGCAUGGUUUCAAUUGACAACAAUUUUUUUAUGAGAUCGGUAAACUAGUCAUGGCACAACCAGUAUUGACAUAAAGCUUGACUUUGCGAAAGUAAGAUUAAUUGAAUUUAAUGCAAUGCCAUUUCCAGUUGACUGAGGGAGUUUUUCACUAUUUUCACAACACAUAAUUUCGAACGUUAUACUUAACCGACUGUUAUCACAAAAUUAUUAUUUGUGAAGACAUAAGAUGAUGGUUCAACACUGAGUAAGAUACAUAAGUAACAAAAGAGACUAGUCUGGAUGAAGGUUUAUUGAAUGGAUGCACGUUAUUUCUUCUAAUCAUUUUCUCUCCUAUUCUACAGUUGUUGUACCACCUUCUCCUUCUUUAAAAAAAUAUUUAUUUUUUCAGUAUUUAUGGGAAUUUCUCGCUCCAUUGAAACCAAAUUCUUAGCAGCCGCGAAUAUUUCAUUAUCGUUGGAGAUACUUACAUCUCUGCGUAGGAUUGAAAUAAGUAAGUUCUAUUGUCGACAUCCCGCCGAAUAGUACGUCUCAUCCCGUUUUUCGGUCAAGGAAUUUCAGAAUAGUAAAAUAAAUUCACGUGUCGGUGGGUUGAACUUGUAAGUAGAAAUCUCUUUGACGAGAUAGCCGAAAUAGCAGAAAUCUUUGCCGAAAUUUUCCUAUAUAGAUCAGUGUAGCAUUCGACUGGCAUACUAGUUUAAUUAGCAGAGGAAAAUAGCCACUUUUCGACCAAUGUUUUCUAUUACGGAAUUGUUUUCAAUCUUGGUUAUGGUUCCUAAAUUACUUGUUCUUUUAAACGUGAUUUACAAAAUUAAUGUACACGUACUAAACCAGAAGCUUGUCCCGAAUCAUCUUGCUAGUUGAUUUAUUAGUUGCAGUUGCCGAAUUCUAUCGAAAUGAAUUGAAUUUUAUUGUUCGACUUCGUUUAACAAAUAAUUUAUUUAUAAAUUUUGUUGCAAAGUAAUUUACAUAAAUUAACACAAAAUCAAAAUGUACGGCAAUUAUAAAUUGUGGCGCGAACGUAAUUAGCAGCAGCAAUUAAACUACUCAUUUCCCAAAUCCAUUUAUAUAAAUUCACUCAUACCAUUCCAUGUGCAUACAAUUCCCGCACAAAAUAUCUUUAAAUUUAAACAACCCCAUUUAUACACAGCCUGAAACCCAGAUGAUAUACACACCAAUACAACCCAAACCCCACAAGCUCUUGAUAAACAUAAUCGAUUUUCGUAUUAUACCAAGCGCCGCUAUGGGUACACAAAAUUUCAAACAUAUAUUCGGAUAAUGCCACAACAUUUUCUAAAAAGGGGGAUGUUCCGUUCCAGUGAUACAAACAAAACGGUUUCAGUUUAUCGCUUGAAAAUUGGUUUGUCACGUUUGUAUACGAUGUGACCAUUGAGAACAUAAAUCAAAAGAGACAAGCAAUAUUUUGACAAUUGUUUCUUUUACUGUCGGGGUACAUUGCAUGUCGCAAUUCUUUGAACUUUCAAUUAAUUAUUUUAACUGAAUUGAAGCUCACUGGUUCCACUUCUUUCUUUAUUGAUUCGGUAUGUUUGAGCGACUGCUUAAAUAUCAAAAACUCUUAUGUUGUACAGGGGACUGUAUAGAAUAAAAAUAAAUUUGUGCGAACUGGGAAUCGACUGCAAACCGCACCCUGAUGACUUUUUAAUAGAAGAUAAUUAAUCGCCAACUGAACCCGGAGGCUUCUUUUGCUAAAGAUCAAGAACAAAACUCGAAUUUUUACUUAAGACGAUUUCCAUCUGCAUUGUCUGUCCUUAUUGAAAGUCUUUUAAGUUCAAGAAGAAGCCCUAAUCAUUUUCUAUCAACUAAAAUCAGUAAGUCUCACAUUUUGAUAUUCUUCGAAUCGGAGACAAACGAACCCCCGAAUUCUAAUCGUGAUUUUUUCAAUGGAAAGAGUUUUUUCGAACACGUUUCACAAUCAUUUCCAAAGUUAUGCUUAUCUAUCCAACAUUCAGAUAGUUAUCUAAAGGUGUGGUCAGUUUCUACUGCCUCUCGAUUUCUGUUGAUACAUUCGCCACUACUUUGAAAAUAUAUUUAUCUAGCAAUUUAUUAUUGCUUAACAAAUGAGGUGACAUAAUAUGUCAAUAUGAAACUAAUGUUCUUGUCCAAAAUGGACUUCGAACAAUUUAUGGGCAUGUUAGUUAUACGAAAACAAUCCUCGAAAAAUGUGUUAUACUCACAUAAUAACAAUAAAGUCUAUUUGAUAUCACUUUAAAUUCAAUAUUUAAAUUUACAACAUCACGAGACAUUCAUUAGCAUAUUUAUACACCAUUUCGGAUGGCCUAAGAAUAAACAUUGAAAACUUUUUUUCGAAUUUCAAAUUAUUAUUCUGAAAAUAUAUAUUUCAAACAUAUCGUUUCGUUUUGAUUUUCGGCCUAUAUGAACGAUAAAUAUUUGAGGCAAAAUUUAUGUUAUUGUUAGAUUUUAAAGCCUGUGUGUGUAUAGUGUACCCAAAUAAAUUGCUUCGAGAAGUGGUACUGAAAGUAAUUCCAUCAAUAAUAAUAUUACUCUGUUUAUCGCACAAUAAAAUCUUAUGGUGGUAUGUUUAUUUUCAAUGGAUACAGUUGAGUUUUCCUUGUAUAAUAUCGCCGCAACAGUUAGACUGUGUGUAUGGUACCGUAAAGGGUUUCAUUCAAUCCGAAUUCUCCACAAAUUCUCAAAUAUUUAUUUUUGUUUACCAAAAAUUUAAGUAUCCGCUCAAUUCAUGAACGUAAUGUGAAGCAUGUGGGUUUUUAUUAUCCACAUUAAAAUCAAUCAUUAAACGACGAUGUCGAAAGACACAUAUUGUGUGAACAGACUAAAGCCAGAAAUGAUGAGACAAAAAUAUACUGAUUGUGCAGUGGUGUUAAAAAGAAAACAGCGAAUUUUUGGGAUCAUUGUGAUUUACGUUACGAAGAGAACAUUUUCUUCAAUUUAAUCAGUACAAUAUCUUAUAUUAUUAUAGAACAAAAUGACAGAAUCCGGCUUAGAUCAAUACCCUCUGCACAAGAAUGCUAUUUCCAUCAAUCAUCGUAUCUUUCUCAUUCAAUACAAACUGCAACAACGAAAAAUUAAGAAAUCGUUUUCAUAUGAUUAUCGACUCCGCCUCAGAUCAGCACACAAAAAUUCACUUCUAAACUUUCCCUCAAUAAUAGGGUUAGAAGAAUGAAACUAUGAAAAUUUUGACGAUUCAUAAAUUUUUGCACAUUUUAUGUCGAAAGGCACUCCGUUUAGUAUUUCGUUUGAAUUAAAUUUUAUUUUUCUCAGGCGACACACAGUAGUGUUACCAUCACAUAUAUUACUUCAUUUGAUCUAAGUAUUUUCAAGAGAUUGAUUUCAUAAUCUUUUACUUCAUUUUUUACAAACAUGCUUGUUUCUAUAUAAAACAUUUAGAGCUUAUCGUUUUUCCUGAAAUCGUUCGUUUUCGAUAAUUCUUUUUAGAUUUUUGAUUCUAUUUCGUUAGACUAUCGACCUAUUGGCUUCAAGUUGAACACGUAAGAUUCUAUUCUUUUGUAAACAAUAAUAAUCGUAUUACGAUAAAUCUAUUACUUCUUCCGUAAGUAUCACCUAACGAUUGAUACAAAAAAAAAUAAUUUGCUUGUUUUAACACACCCAUAUUUUGCUAUAAGACAGCAACAGCUUACGGUCGUCAUUGAUAGUUUGGGGACGGGUAAUCUGGCACACCAUACAAAUUGAUGGUGUGCCAGAUUCACCUAUAGGCGGCGAAUUUGGCACAAUCAUGACUUCUCAUUACAUGUCGUAAAAGGACGCAUACUAUGAUGCGUGUGCCAGAUUCCCCGAUGCCGAUAGUUUUUCUCGUUAUCGAUAACUGAUAAACAGUCGCUUUUAUGGAGGUAAAUCGAAAGUGUUAAGUGUUUCUUAAGAAUCAAUUAAAAGUGGUUGGAUUGUCAUCUUUAGCAGUUUAAUUAAGAUAAUAAUUGCACCGUUAAUUGAGUCCUAGUUUUAUUUAUCAUAGUCAAGAGCGUAAAUAAAAUGGAGUCUUUUGGAUAAAAGAUUUUAAAAAAAUCAAGCAGUGUUUUGCGUGUCACCACACAUUCAUUUAUUAUUUCACACCAUUUUAUUUUUCUGAAAUUUUUAGAUUUAAAAAAA
Molecule: messenger RNA, 10074 nt
Organism: Bradysia coprophila
Lineage: Eukaryota; Metazoa; Arthropoda; Insecta; Diptera; Sciaridae
Gene: Su(z)2
Product: Suppressor of zeste 2
Biological process (GO): negative regulation of transcription by RNA polymerase II
Cellular component (GO): PRC1 complex
Molecular function (GO): promoter-specific chromatin binding
Source: RefSeq, a predicted model, not a curated record